GGAAUUAAGGAGUUGAAGAAGAUGAUAAGAGUGAGGGAGUUCAACAUGGAGGACUCGAGGGCGGUGGAGGAGAUGGAGAAGCAGUGCGAGGUAGGCCCAAGCGCCACCUCGACCGCCGGCAUCACCAAGAAGAGGAACAAGAAUAAGAGGACUACUUCACUCUAUGUAGACCUAUUAGGAGACCCCAUGUGCCGGGUCCGGCACACCCCAGACCAUGUCAUGCUGGUCGCAGAGUAUGGGGAGAAGAAGGAGAUGGUGGGGGUGAUAAGAGCAUGCGUUAAGAUGGUGUCAAGGGGGAGGGAACCCACCAGCCAGAUCCCUGCUUACGUUAAGGUGGCUUAUAUUCUCGGCCUCCGAGUCUCCCCUUCUCACAGGCGGCUGGGGAUCGGGACGAAACUGGUGGAGAAAGUGGAGGCGUGGUGUCUGGCUCGCGGGGCGGAGUACGCGUACAUGGCCACCGACGGCUCCAACGUCGCCUCCCUCAAGCUCUUCUCCGGCCUUUCCUACGUCCGCUUCCGCUCGCCGGCCGUCCUCGUCCACCCCGUGCACGCCCACCACCUCCCCCCGUCUUCCUCCGCCACCCUCCUCCGCCUCUCGCCCACCCUCGCCGCCGCCCUCUACUCCCACCACCUCCCCCCCUCCUCCACCGAGUUCCUCCCCUCCGACCUUCCCUCCCUCCUCUCCCACCCCCUCACCCUCGGCUCCUUCCUCGCCGUCCCUUCUUCUGUCUCUCCUCCUUUGUACUCUCUAACAAAAGCCCUUCCCGAAUCCUUUGCUAUGCUUUCCCUCUGGGACUGCACCAGGGUCUUCCACCUCCGCGUCGCCGGCGCCCCCGCCGCCGCGCGCUCUGCCCUCGCCCUCCUGCGCUUCCUCGACGAAAGGGCUCCCUGGAUGCGGCUUCCUUCCGUGCGCGACCUCUUCCGCCCCUUCGGCGUCUACUUCAUGUACGGGCUCCGAAUGGCCGGGCCCGAGGGGCCCCGCCUCCUCCGCGCCCUCUGCCACUUGGCCCACAACCUCGCCGUCGCCGACGAGGCCUGCGCUGCCGUUGUCGCCGAAGUCGGCCGCCAUGACCCCGUCCGUGCCGCCGUCCCUCACUGGCGCCGCUUCUCCUGGGACGAGGACGUCUGGUGCAUGAAGCGACUCAAAGCCGAUACCAAGGAUGAUGACUGGAUUGCAUCUCCGCCGUCCACGGACGUUAUCUUCGUCGAUCCGCGGGAAUUUUGA
Molecule: messenger RNA, 1224 nt
Organism: Elaeis guineensis (African oil palm)
Lineage: Eukaryota; Viridiplantae; Streptophyta; Magnoliopsida; Arecales; Arecaceae
Product: acetyl transferase GW6a-like
Molecular function (GO): acyltransferase activity, transferring groups other than amino-acyl groups
Source: RefSeq, a predicted model, not a curated record